AUAAUACGAUUACAAUAACAUAAAGACUCAAAGGAUAAAAUACCGGUUGCUUUUGACAGACAAUGAAAGUCGCCUAUAUGGAAGCAUUCGACUGACGACACGAGUACUUCGUACCACUCUCGAACGUCAUUACAUACAAAUACACGAAAUACCACCUCAAUGGAUCUGCCGACUGAUCCCCGCCCCCGCCGAGAUUCCGCUUCAGCCCUGCAACGAAGCACAUGCUAACAGCCAACUGCUGCUUGGUUCCGCAGACGGGGAGCGGCACAGAAGCUCAGCCUUUUUUGAGCUGAACACUUCGCCCCUCCUGCUCGAAAGACUCAAUGGGGACAAACAAUGAAGAAGACACUGCUGCUCUGUUUUAUCCAUGGCUUCAAGGGUGAUGACACCACCUUUGGCCGGAACUAUGCCUUCGUCGAGCACUUCCGGAAGCUUCUCACCGUUGCCCUGCCCAAGAUAAACGUCAAAGCUGUCGUCUACCCAACGUUUGAGACCCGCGGUGACCUCGGCGAAUGCGUCACGCGGUUCAGCGACUGGCUUCUCAACAAGGUAAUCGACCUCGAAGUAGCGGCCGGCACGCCCUCCCCGACCAUCGACCCAUCGGUGCGGGUCGUGCUAGUGGGGCACUCGAUGGGCGGCAUCGUAGCCGCGGAGACAGCCAUCAAGAUCGCAUCGGAGAAGCCAAUCCACAACUCGGUCGACGAGAACAGCCCAGCCAAAGCAUCAACGGCGAUGCCACCGGCACCAAACGCGCUCAUGUUCCCCUACAUCCAGGGCGUGCUCGCCUUCGACACGCCCUUCCUCGGCAUCUCGCCCGGCGUGGUCGCCCACGGCGCCGAAACCCACUACGCCACCGCGUCCGCGGCCGUCGCCCAGCUCAGCGGCCUGACAAGCUUCUGGGGCGGCGCCAAAGCCGCCCAGCAGAAGGCAGCAGACCCGCCACCACCCACGCGCGGUGCGCUGCCGGCCGCGGGCCAGGGGAGCAGGGACGCCAACAACAAGAACAAAGAAAACCAAAACAGCGGCAACACCGGCGGCUGGGGCUGGGGCACGAUCGCGAUAGCCGCCGGCGCCGUAGGCGCUGUCGCGGCGGGCGGGGCGGCGGCGUACCUGCACCGGGAGCAGAUCACGCAGGGGCUGGGGUGGGCGACGUCGCACCUCGAGUUCGUCGGGUGCCUGGCGCGCAAGGAGGAGCUGCGGCGGCGCGUCGCCUACAUGGCGCGCCUGCGCAAAGAGCUCGGCGUCGGCUUCGGCAACUUCUACACCCGCCUCGGCCAGGCCGCGGGAACCAAGCCCGCCGCCGGGGGUGGUGUGGCGGGCUCGGUGCUGGGGAGCAGUGAGAGGACGUUUUGCGUCGUGGCGCAGCGGGAUGAGGCUGGGGAUUGGCGGCAGGCGGUCAAUGAUAAGGCGACGGAUGAGAUUGGGGCCCAUGUUUCUAUGUUUGACCCCAAGGAGAACCCGGGUAUCGACAGGCUGUCCAAGGAGUCGAGGGACAUGGUCGCGGGCUGGUUUCGGAAUGACUGGUACGAGAGCAGCUCGGCAAAUCCGGUAGUACGCGCUUGAGGCGCCGUGCAAUCCGUUGAAGCGGCGGCUGUGUUCAUGUCGUAGAUAUUAUGUACUAAUAACCCGCUUCCGGGGCU
This is a messenger RNA of Chaetomium fimeti, 1640 nucleotides long. RefSeq lists its product as uncharacterized. Lineage: Eukaryota; Fungi; Ascomycota; Sordariomycetes; Sordariales; Chaetomiaceae. The coding region runs from base 337 to 1563 and encodes 408 amino acids. The transcript has 4 exons. The record is from RefSeq and is a predicted model, not a curated record.